AUGCCCCCCAAGCUCCUCAAGCCCCCUGGCGACAAGGCCAAGACCUCACUCAGCGACAACGAGACCUCCCAGAUCUAUCCACCCGACAACCCACCGCCGCCGGUCAAGCUCCCCCGUGUUUACGGGUACUCGGAUGCACGUAUGCGUCAACUCCAAGAGGAAAAUCAUCCUGUCGUCGCCCCCUUGGAGCGGGCCGAGACCCUCCAGUUCAACGAGGCCUGGGUCAAGCUCUUCCCGAAGGGCGUCCCCGUUGACGACGAAACUCUCAUGGGCAUCAACCACAUCGACCACCAGCUCCUCUUCAACGCGUUUGUCUCUCUGCUCUACAAGUAUCCCUUCUUCAUUCGCCAGGGCUAUGACUUCUUUGAGGUCAACGUGAUCGCCUUCAAGUACAAUAUCAAUGUGUCCCAGGGAUUCACCUUACCUUAUCUCAAGGAGUUUACUUUCGCGCUCCACACGGAGCGUAUCCGCGACCUCCGCGUCGCGCUUCCAAUCAACCAUACCAACCACGGAGACAUCUACCGCCGCUUCACAUGCUUUCUCCUCCAAGUGCUUGCAAACCCGAACCUCGACACCCUGUUCCUCGAUCUUGAGGCGGACUUCCACUUCCCAUACCCCAUGCUCGACUUAUACCUUAGCUCUCCUCGUUCGGCUGGGCUUCAUAGGUUCAAGAUCGGUGUCAAGGACAGCUUCUUUGCCCAGAAGCUCAUCCGUGGCAUUCCGUCUGCCAACACAGACCUGCAGCUCAUCUGCUUUAACAAGUGCAAGGCCACCGAUGCCGUCGCGUGUAGCUGCAAGGCCCGUUACCUUGGCCCCAUUGAUCCUGGUUACCAUGUCCUGUUCAGUGCCGUGCUUGACCGCAACAAGGAGCCCCGUGCUGAGAAUCUUCACCUCCCCGGCUGCUUUGUGACCUUAAAGUACCGCCGAGAGAUCGCCGGUGACGUCGCUUGGGAGCCCGCAAUCACCAAGGCGGAGGCUGUUUACAUCCUCAAGAACGCCGGGUUAAUCAACCAUCUUCUCAAGAGCAACGCCACUCGCAUGCUCCACGAGAGGCCAGAGAUUGGCGCCCAGAUCAUCUGGGAUGUCCUUCUCCGUGCUCCGUCUCGCAAGCAGCUCGCCGCCCAGGUGUGGGAGGGCGGUACCAGCAUGGAGGCUGAGUGCAGUCGUCGUUAA
Messenger RNA from Vanrija pseudolonga, 1173 nucleotides. RefSeq lists its product as uncharacterized. The record is from RefSeq and is a predicted model, not a curated record. The coding region runs from base 1 to 1173 and encodes 390 amino acids. The transcript has 3 exons. Lineage: Eukaryota; Fungi; Basidiomycota; Tremellomycetes; Trichosporonales; Trichosporonaceae.